Papaver somniferum (opium poppy) is the source of this 3472-nucleotide messenger RNA. RefSeq lists its product as uncharacterized. NCBI's taxonomy places the organism in Eukaryota, Viridiplantae, Streptophyta, Magnoliopsida, Ranunculales, Papaveraceae. The transcript has 2 exons. The coding region runs from base 1652 to 2587 and encodes 311 amino acids. The record is from RefSeq and is a predicted model, not a curated record.
UUAUAUCUUAGAAACAAAUAUGAAGACUUUUUGGCGAGGAGAGAGAGUGUCUGGCGAUUGAAAAAGACUUUUCCGGCGAUUGAAAGCCUGGAUAGUUCUUCUUCGAUCCUGGUUUUUUCAUUGUUACCUUCAUCCUCCUCUCCUUGUUAUCUGCAUUUCGAGAUGCUUUUCGACCAUCGUUUUUCUUCUUUUGGGGUUGUCUCAAACCCUAAUUUGACUUAACGAUGCGUAAAAACCGAUCCGUAUCAUCAGGCCUCACAUAGCACUCUCAUGAACCCCAUGAUUCCCCAUGCUCUCACACUUCGUCCCAGGGUUCAUCCUCCUCUCAUCAGGGUGAUAGGGAACAUUACACUUCUUCUCAGGCUAAUCAGGGAGAUAGAGUACAUUGUCCCUUUACCAAUUUUGAUGGCUAUCAGGGAGGAGUUACAGGAAGGGGGUAUGCUAAGAGUUCCCUAUAUCAGCACUUAAAGGAUCAGCACUUUCCUACUGAGCGUGACAAAGACAUUUGCAGAGAGCGUAUUCGAACUAUUAAAAGAUGUUUUGCCUCAUGGGAAAGGGUACUGAACGAUAUACAGAGAUGGCUGUGCAUUAAAUGCAUGCGUAUCCAUGCAUGGAAAAAGACUUGUAGGUCUCCGUCACACCCUACUGAUGUCAUCUCAGGUCCCUUCAAUGGUGCAGGUGCAGAUUUUCUCAUCUAUGGUGUUGAGAAACCACGAGCUGAAGUUGUCAUCGAUGUUGUGAACUCUCCUCCUGUGGUUGAUGAUGUUGGAGCCGGUCUUACGGUGGAUUUGCUUAAUCAGAUUCUACAGAAACAAAUCAAAACAACUGUAAGUAUUCCAUCGUCCAGCAUGCUUCACUUCACUCGCACCCUGAAGUCUUCUUUAGACUUUGUGCUUGCAAACCCGAAGAACCCUGCUGCCUGGAUACGUCUGAUUUUAUUGCCUGCUUGUACCUUAAGCCUGUAUGAGCCUAAAAGCUCGACGGAAGAACGCUCUGGCAACAGGAGGAAACUGUAGAUGGGUGUGAUUAACAAGGCAUUGCUGACUUGGAAAGAACCUUCUGGCUGCUGCGUUUUGGCGCAGCAGCUGUUGGAUAUACCUAAGCAGGCUUCAAGAAAACAACAGCCAGGGAAGAAAAAGAAGAAUUUGAAGUUGUUAGCUUGCAGAAAGAAGCUCAGUUACAACCAUUAUACCACCGCCAUCCGCAUUCUCUCCUCCAAUGGUGUGGAUCCACCGACUCCCGAUAUCCUUUUUGAGCUUCAGCAAAAACACCCUUAUGCCUAGCCUCCAACUAUACCAGCGGAAGACAUUCCAGCUCCUGCACUAUCUGUUACGGCUAAGGAUGUAUUGUUGGCCUUGUGGGAGGGAUGGGAUCAGGGCACAACAUUUGUUAGAUGCCAUGAGUGGUGUCGGUGCUGCUUUUGCCGAAGAGUUACUACUUUCCAUUACAGGCAUGGUAAAUUUGUGGCUUGCGGGAAAAUUCCCUUCCAUCCUUUGUGAUUUUGUGGAUAGUGCUCCCCUAACCCCGUUUCUUAAGCCCGGAGGUGUCCUGAGACCUAUCGCAGUAGGUACUAUUUGGCGGAGAUUAUGCUCAAAAUUAGCGGCUACCUCAGUUGGCAAAGCUAUGAACACGUAUUUUGGAUAGUACCAAUAUGGGGUCGGCACUCCUUGUGGUGGCGAGGCUAUUCUGCAUUCAGCAAACAGUUUGUUGGAGUUGCAAGGCGCUGAUAAUUCGAAAACUAUGCUGCUUAUAUAUUUUCUCCAAUGCUUUCAAUCUCGUCGACAUGUCUCGCAUCAUUAAAGAGGUAAGAACUCAUUGUCCGAAUAUUUAUCACUGGGUCGAGUUUUGUUAUGCAAAACCAGCCAGACUUUAUUAUUUGGAUUCAAUUCUCUCUUCGGCCAAAGGCGUUCAUCAAGGAGAUCCCCUUGGUCCCCUACUCUUUGCCUUAGCGCUUCACCCUCUUGUGGAUAAAAUUACAGCUCAGUGCGAGUUAGAUCUUCAUGCUUGGUACCUGGAUGAUGGUACCAUCGUAGGAGAUACUAUGGAGGUUUCUAAAGCAUUUAAGAUCAUACAGGAGGAAGGGCCUAGCUAUGGUUUACACCUGAAUGUUUUGAAGACGGAGAUUUUCUGGCCAUCUCAUGAUCCAAGAAGAGAUAACGAUGGUGUUUUCCCUUCAAACAUUGGCAAGCCAACGGAUGGAGUCAAACUUCUAGGCGGGCCUGUCAGUUUGAAUAUGGAGUUUUGCAGUAAUAUGGUGUUGUCGAGGGUGGAUAAAGCCGUGCAUCUUAUGGAUAAAAUUCAGGAGCUGGAAGACCCCCAAAGUGAGUUACUUCUUUUACGUAAUUGCACUGGGGUUUCUAGGCUCUACUUUACCCUUCGCACAACAAGCCCUAAAGAUAUUCAACCUGCGGUAGUUCGUUUCGAUGAGCAUCUGCUGAGUUACUUGCGUCGUUUAGUAGUGGGUGAUAGUGCUGGUUUUGGCAUGGUUCAGCAGAGGCUAGCCACUCUUCCCAUUAAAGACGGCGGUUUUGGUGUGCUCACAAUGGCGGAUACAGCAUGCUUUACAGUUUUUCACACAAGCUUGUGAUCUUUCCUUACCGGAUUUCAACAUUAAUAAUACUGCCCCUAUUACAUGAAGUCUUUGGCAGUUAUUUAUUUUGAUGUUGUCAAAAAAAAGAUUCCUACAAGCUUAUCUUUAUCGGAGCGUGAAUAUACGUUGUGGCAAUGCAACCGCACAAAACAUGCUUUGGACUUCCUUAAAGCGAUCCCUAUACCUGGGCUUAAUCAAGCAGUUGGACCUAGGCAGUUCAGCUCUGUUUUACAGUAUCGCCUUGGUAUACCGUUUUUCGAGGAGGGAAGCUUAUGCUCUUGCUGUCAACGAACCAUGAAUAUCUACGGUGAUCAUGCCAUUCAUUGCGCUAACGAGGUUGGGCUGAAGUUUCGGCAUGACCAGGUCAAAGAUGUCUUGGCUGAUAUAUGUUACAAAGCGGGUGUUGUAGUUAGGAAGGAGGUUCCCCUUGGUUUUCUUUCGGAUGGUCUCAGGCCUGCAGAUAUUAUCGUUUACAAUUGGGAGGAUGGCAAGGAUGUCUGUAUGGAUGUUACCGGUGUCUCGCCCUUCACAAGCGCGAUGACCAAUUUUAUCCCAGGGCUUGUUAUCUCGGCUACUAUCACUCGUAAAAACAACAAGUAUUUGGAAAAAUGCUCUUUGCAUGGUUAUGGGUUUCGUGUUUUGGCCUUUUUUCACUUUAGGUGAGCUCGGUGUGAAUAUAAUUUCUUUCCUUAAGAGGUUGAGAAAUUGCAUGGUUAGGCAUGACGCCAAUUUCAAGCUAGGCAAUUCUCUUUUUCAUAGGCUAGGGAUUGUUAUUCAAAAGGAUAUUGGCGCUCAGCUUGUUGCUAGGCUGCCCGCCAUUCCUUGUAAUUUUGAUCCUCUUUCUUUUUUGGAUUAAUUAUUUAAUUACAAAUCUAUGUCUUA